CCGACAGCGCUGGUGGAGUGACAAAAGCUUGCAAACCAAAACCUAGUCGAACCCCAGUUCUUACAGUGAGAGCAAAAAGGAGAGACGCGUGCGGCCGCGAUGGCUUCUGGAGGAGAAGGCGGCGCUGGAGGAGUGGAGUGGCACGGUAGGCCACCAAAUCCCAAAAACCCAAUCGUAUUUUUCGAUUUAACCAUCGGUUCCACCCCAGCCGGUCGUAUCAAAAUGGAACUCUUCGUUGAUAUUGCCCCUAAAACCGCCGAAAAUUUCAGGCAGCUAUGCACCGGCGAAUACAGAAAAGCAGGGCUGCCUGUUGGUUACAAGGGAUGCCAAUUUCAUAGGGUUAUUAAAGAUUUUAUGAUUCAAGCUGGAGAUUUUGUCAAGGCAAUCAAUUUUUACCAUGUGCGUAUCCUUUGGUUGGUUUAGUGCUAAUGUGUUACAUUUUGAAACUAAUUCGAGCUGCUGAAACUAAAAAGCUGUAUAGUAAGUUCUUGCUGAUUUUUUAUCAGACCAUAAACGCAUACUUUGCUGUAUUGAUUUUAGGGAGCAUAAUCUGCCAGUUGUUAGGGCUUCAUUGUUGACUAGUGUCAUGCAGAAUAUAUUUUGUGCUUAAACAAACUGUCAUUAUCCCUGUGUCAACCCCCUUUUUUUGCCUUACCUAUCAACUGUUGUUGAAUCAUGGCUUUUGUGGCAACUAAAAACUUGCUGCUCUAAGAAUUCGUUAUUAUGACUGCCGAGUAGGAAAAUUUGGCCUUUCCCAUGAGUCUGGAGUCCAAUGUAUUGUUAAGGAUGCAAAAUGAGUUGCAUUAUGCUGCAAAACACUUUUUUUAAGUGUCGUCAAUGUCGUUAUCCACGUUGUUAAUUAUAUGUUCAUGUUUUUUUUUUUGUAAAUACUGCUUUAAUGUAAAGGUACAUAAAGCACACUGAUUUCUUGGCUUUUGAAUGUGAUUGAGAAAAAUUAGUAGUGGGAGCUUGCUGGGAAAGGAUUUUGUUAGAAUAUCUUGAUAAUCUUGGCGAGUGCCUUAACUUUUAGAGCCCCUUUCUUCCAGUCCCUGAUAUUCUCUACCUCACCUCUUUUUCGUUGAU
This is a messenger RNA of Durio zibethinus, 1083 nucleotides long. RefSeq names its product peptidyl-prolyl cis-trans isomerase CYP22-like. Lineage: Eukaryota; Viridiplantae; Streptophyta; Magnoliopsida; Malvales; Malvaceae. Gene Ontology annotation, biological process: protein folding; protein peptidyl-prolyl isomerization. Gene Ontology annotation, molecular function: cyclosporin A binding; peptidyl-prolyl cis-trans isomerase activity. The record is from RefSeq and is a predicted model, not a curated record. Gene Ontology annotation, cellular component: cytoplasm; intracellular membrane-bounded organelle.